CUCUCCCUGGAGGACUCUCUCUCUAUGUCCUACUUCUGUGGCAAAAGCCAUUUUAAUAACUUUAACGCAGAAGUUCUGUAGCUACUCUUCCUUUCCCCCCCCAACCCGCGGAUCCUCUUGCUACGUACCUUCAGAGGCUCCCCCCUCCUUCACCCCCCCCCCCCCAGGAGACAUGAGCGGCAAGCUCUGGACGGAGGAGCAGUUCAACUGCCCCGUGUGCCUGGACCUGCCCAGCGAGCCGGCCACCAUCCCGUGCGGCCACAGCUACUGCAUGGGCUGCAUCCGGGACUACUGGAGCGAGGCCGACGCCACGGGCACCUACAGCUGCCCGCAGUGCCGGCAGGCCUUCAGCCCCAAGCCCCACCUCUCCCGCAACACCAUGCUGGCCGAGGCCGUGGAGCAGCUGCGCACGGGCGCCGCGCUCGGAGCGGAGCAGCGGGCGUCCAUCCGCAGCACGCGCGGCGCCGGCGCCGGUGCCGGCAAGGCAAAGGGAGGCCGGCAGCAGCGGCGGCCGUCGUCGUCGGCCGUGCCGUGCGACAUGUGCACCGGGCAGAAGCAGCGUGCGGCGGUGAAGAGCUGCCUGGUGUGCAUGAGCUCGUACUGCGAGAGCCACCUCAAGCACCACCAGGGCCAGAAGUCGAUGCGGCAGCACGAGCUGAUCGGACCCACGGGCCAGCUGGCCCAGAAGAUCUGCACGGAGCACAAGUACCUGCAGGAGUUCUACUGCCGGCCCUGCGGGCGCUUCGUGUGCUGGCUGUGCACCAGCAACCAGCACAAGGGCCACGAGUGUGUGUCGACCAAGGCUGAGCGCGUGGAGAAGCAGGUACGCAGGCCCUGGGAGGGGAGGGUUAUGUUGUGGGGGGAGCAGGGGUUUGAAGGGACGGGACGCAAGGCAGGGCAACUUUAUCUAUGGGGCGCUCUUCAUACACGAGGCAGACUCAAAGUGCUUCGCAUUGAAACCUAGUCAUUCAAUAAAAUAAAAUAAUAAAAUAGAUAAGUAAUAGAAAACAAAGGCAAAGAUAAAAAGAAGGUGCAAUGUGUUUAAGAUUUAGCAGAAUGCAAACUUACAAUAAAGAAGACGUAAGUCCUGCAAUUGUUGGGGGGUUUGGCAUGGUCGGAAGAUUUUGUUUAUAAGAUGUAUGACUGUUUUUUUCUACUUGUGACUUCAAUGUCUGUCGUUGCUGUGUCUUAUUUAUUUAUGAUAUUCUUUUUGUGCUUCUGGUAAAAGUAGGCUACAGCACCACUGUUCCUGGUCAGUAGAGUAUUUCCUGUUCCUACCCUUCCUUGUUUUGUUUAAAGAAUAAGGAACAGACGGUGCAAUGUCAAAAGGGCCGAACCGGUUUAUUGAGACUGUGAUUAUUAUUAACCUUUAUAAACUCCGGUGUGUGUUCAACGAUAACCCUGAAGGAAAGGCUGCAAACUCCAUGAGUGUUUUAUCCUAGCGUUUUCGAUCACAAAAAGUUGUUGUUCAUGUGUAAUAGACAA
This is a messenger RNA of Gadus morhua (Atlantic cod), 1485 nucleotides long. Its product is annotated as E3 ubiquitin-protein ligase TRIM47-like. The transcript has a single exon. Bases 173 to 964 code for a protein of 263 amino acids. Lineage: Eukaryota; Metazoa; Chordata; Actinopteri; Gadiformes; Gadidae. Gene Ontology annotation, molecular function: zinc ion binding. The record is from RefSeq and is a predicted model, not a curated record.